AUGUUCUCCAUUUGCCUAGUUACCCUGCUUGUUGCAGCAACUUGUGCUGCUGAAUUUCCCGAACGACCUUCGAAGUCUGAACACAUACACAGUCUCGUGGAAAGAAACACCUGCUCAUCACGUCCGAAAGGCCUCUGGCAACCUGUUGUUGGGGUAUCAUGGAACUACCAAUUACUUCAUCCUGUAACAACACCAGCCAACAUCCCCUCAACUGCUGAGGUGUGGGACAUUGACCUAUUCGACAACACUGCAGCCAGCAUCAAGGUCAUGAAAAGUAAAGGUCAUAAGGUCAUUUGCUAUUUCUCCGCGGGCAGCUACGAGGACUGGAGGCCGGAUGCGUCAAACUUUAGUGCUUCAGAUCUAGGUAACGAUCUCGAUGACUGGCCUGGCGAAAAGUGGUUGGAUAUCGGAUCUCAGAAAGUCCGAGAUAUCAUGGAAUCUCGUCUCGACCUGGCUGUGAAGAAGGGCUGCGACGGCGUUGACCCAGACAACGUGGAUGGCUACGACAACGACAACGGUCUGGGGUUGACGGACGUGGACUCGAUCAAUUAUAUGAUAUUCCUCGCCAACCAAGCGCAUAGUCGCAAGCUUUCUAUCGGACUGAAGAAUGCUGGCGGUAUUAUCGACGGUGUUAUCGAUUGCAUGGAAUGGAGUGUCAAUGAGCAGUGUGUAGCAUAUGACGAAUGCGACACGUAUGCCACGUUCAUACAGCACGACAAGCCGGUCUUUCAUGUCGAGUAUCCCAAGGGCACCGAGACUAGCAACAAUAAGCCGGUGAGCAGCAAGACGAUGAAGAAGUUUUGUGAGAACAGCGCUGAGGGUGGCUUCUCGACCAUCCUGAAGAACAUCAACCUAGACGAUUGGAUCGAGACCUGUUGA
Exophiala xenobiotica is the source of this 879-nucleotide messenger RNA. RefSeq names its product extracellular protein. NCBI's taxonomy places the organism in Eukaryota, Fungi, Ascomycota, Eurotiomycetes, Chaetothyriales, Herpotrichiellaceae. The record is from RefSeq and is a predicted model, not a curated record. The transcript has a single exon. Bases 1 to 879 code for a protein of 292 amino acids.